CAGGAUGUGAUGGUGUCAGCCUUGUGGCGUGGUCACACUGUGAAGGGCCGGCCCGUGGGGCAGAAUGGAGCGUAUCCCAGCAGCUGAGUGGGAGUGGGCGAGCUGGGAUAGGCUGGGAGUUUGGUUACAGCAGGACGGGACGAGGCGCACGGAAAAAGGGCAAAACCGACUACUGCAUACUUCUGAAUGAUACAGAGGAAAUCUGACCAGGUCUGGUUCACGGAAAGCAGCUUUAUUAACACUCGAUCGGAGGUUGGGGAUCGGACUCGGCUGUGAUCGCUUUUCUUUUAUUCCCCACGGACACGAAGAGAGGAGGAGGACGUCAUGCCACGGCGCACCGUGCACGAAGUAACAGUGCAAGAUGUCCAGAAGAGAAGGAAUCCCAACAAACACUACGUUUACAUCAUUAAAGUAUCUUGGAGCGAUGGCAGCACAGAAAUCAUAUAUAGACGCUACAGCAAGUUCUUUGACCUGCAGAUGGAGUUGCUGGACAAAUUCCCAGUGGAAGGAGGACAGAAGGACCCUAAACGUAGGAUCAUCCCAUUCCUACCAGGAAAGAUUCUGUUCAGGAGGAGCCACAUUCGAGAUGUGGCGAUGAAACGGCUAAGGCCCAUCAAUGAAUACUGCAGGGCUCUGAUUCAGCUGCCAGUCUACAUCUCUCAGUGUGAGGAGGUCAGAGUGUUUUUCGAGACAAGAUCUGAAGACCUCAACCCACCUAAGGAGGAACCCAAUUUAAAGAAGAAAUCAGGGCUUGUGGAGAGAGCGACUACUUUCCUAAAGCGAGGUGACUCCUCCGCCGGGGACCCUCUCCUCUUGGACCAGUACGUGGCGGUAACGGACUACGAGAAGCAGGAGAGCUCCGAGAUCAGCGUGUACGUGGGUCAGGUGGUGGAGGUGAUCGAGAAGAACGAGUCAGGAUGGUGGUUUGUGAGUUCAGAAGAUGCCCAGGGCUGGGUCCCUGCCACCUGCCUCGAGGCACAUGAUGACCCAGAUGACUUCUCAUUUCCAGGAGAAGAAGUGCCUCGGAGAUUCUGGUCACUGCCAAGGCACGUGGGCCAUCGCAGAACUUUAGGGGAUCUAUUCGGCACAGGCUUUGGGCAAGAAGACAAAUAUUCGGUCAUUUACCCGUACUCAGCAAGGGAUCAAGAUGAGAUUGACCUGGAGAGAGGCAUGAUUGUGGAAGUCAUUCAGAAGAAUUUGGAAGGAUGGUGGAAGAUCAGGUACCAGGGCCGCGAGGGCUGGGCCCCCGCCUCCUACCUGAAGAAGACUGACCUUCAGGCCCAGAAGCAGUCAGCAGGGAUUGUCGCUCACUCUAGCACGAAUGACCUCGAUGGGUUUUCCAAACAGAACCAGCAAAACAACGCAGCCAAAGACAACAGAGAAAACAGACUCUCUUUUUUCUCCGAUAACAACAAAUUUAAAGUAGGAUCAAGGCAGAGACCUCCACCACGUAGAGAUCUUACCAUUCCACGUGGUAUGAAUCUACCAAAACCACCAACUCCUCCACAAGUUGAGGAAGAGUUCUACACCAUUGCAGACUUUCAGACCACCAUCCCUGAUGGCAUCAGCUUCCAGGCUGGAAUCAAAGUUGAGGUGAUUGAGAAGAAUGCAAGUGGUUGGUGGUAUAUCCAGAUAGAAGACAAAGAAGGAUGGGCACCGGCCACCUUUAUUGACAAAUACAAGAAGACCAGCAAUGCCCUGCGACCUAAUUUUUUAGCUCCAUUACCCAAUGAGAUGGAGAAACUGAAACUAGAUAAUGGUAGUUCAUCAAAUGCCUCAUGUACAGAAGACAAAUGGUCUAAACCUUUGCCAGAUGAGCCAAGUGCUACUGAGUCUUCAGCCCGGCCCAAGCUGAGAGACUGGAAGUCCAGUGCUAGCAAGGGAGCCUGUGUCUUCUCUGGGCCUUUACCGCCAGCGCCAGCUGCCCCUCCACUGGAGGAGAAACCAGCUCUGCCACCACGGAGGGAAUCAAUAAAUAAGAGUUUUGAAACAGAGUCUGCAGAGAAAUCAAGAGCUGAUCCUUCCAAGCAUUUACCCCCCAAACCUUCAGGCCCUGGAGUCAUCAUUCCAUUAUGUACCCCCAAGCAAGCUCCCUUUAAACCAGAGAAACCACCGGAGCCCAAGAAAGAAGACAAGAGCAAGGCUCUUCACCUUCGGAAUGAGAUGGGACUUGAGUGUGGCCACAAAGUCUCUGCUAAAGAGGUAAAGAAGUUUAACCUGAAACCAGUACCUAAGCAGCCACCAAAACAAAAACCAGACCUGCUGGAGGAGAAGCCAGAUGCAACUGCCCAAGCAGUGCUUAUGAAGCCUAAACCUGUGAUCAGACCUAAACCUGUCCCAGCUGCCAAACCAGAUCCCCCAUCAGAGAAUAAACUAGACAUCACCAAUCUGAGGAGCAAGUUGAGGCCAUCAAAAACUACAGAUGUCUGCUCUGCAUCAAAUGAAGGGAACCAUCAGAAUGACACCCCUGCAGCUCCCAACAUUUCCUUCCCCAGUUCAUCUUGUAGUUCUCCUUCCAUCAAUAUCCCUCCUGUGAUUAAUGGGAGGUACUGUGAUGAGAUCAAAUUACCCACAAAACAAAUCAGUAGUCAUAAUCAGGAUAACUCACCCCCUGCAAAACCAGCAGUGCCUCCUCAUAAGGAUCCCCCUCAAAGACCUCCUGCAAUGGCUCCAAGAAGGCCACCUCCUCCGAAGAAGACUGACCUAGCCAGCCCAACAGAGCUCAAGUCUCCAUCUGCUCUGAAAGAAAUUCAGGACAUUUCAAAGCCUGGACCCCCUCAACUCAGUAGACCCCCUCCACCUAAGCCUAAAGGGUUUGCUCAACCCCCUCCAAACAAGGAGAAGGAAGAGUCUAAGAUCAGUAAAGUCCCAAUUCCUCCGAAGCCCCAUCUGAAGAGUGAGAAGCCAGGUCCACCAAAGGACAAGCUUCCACCUUUGCUUAAGGAACCAAGUAAGGAUGAGCUCUAUCUAGCUGUCGCAGACUUUGAAGGAGAUGAACAAACAUCAAGCUUCAAGGUGGGUACAGUGUUUGAAGUGCGAAAAAACAGCAGCGGAUGGUGGUUCUGUAAAAAUGUCAGUGAAGAAAAUGAGGGCUGGAUUCCCUCAAAUUACUUGAGCAAGAAGCCUUAGGUCAUGAAGAAGCUCAGAUUUAAUGCCAUAUGAAUAAGAAUAGAAAAGAAUAUCGCUACUUUUAUUAGCCUUUUUUAUUUAUAGGUACCUUUUUAAUUGAUACUUUUUUGUAUUUUAAUUGACUUUUUUUUACAUUUCAUUUUGACAAAUAUAUUCUACCUAAUCUAAAGAGCAAUAACACAUUCCCUUGUUGGGUGUUGUGAUUUUUUUAUUUUUAUUCUGAUAUUACAUGAAACCUUUGCUAACGAAGACAUUUGCCUCCAGUGCUGUGUGUUAGUUUGGUAGUUACAUAGAAUAGAUGCUACAACAGUAGUACACAUAUCUAUUUAGAUGCCUUCUGUGUUAGUGUGCCUCAGUAAAAUGCAAAGUGAUGCAGUUCAUGAUGUGUUGUAUGCAACUGUGGAAAAAAGUCCUUGUUUGAUUGAAAAUAUAACAUGUUACAACACA
Messenger RNA from Thalassophryne amazonica, 3576 nucleotides. RefSeq names its product SH3 and PX domains 2B (gene sh3pxd2b). Gene Ontology annotation, cellular component: cytoplasm. Lineage: Eukaryota; Metazoa; Chordata; Actinopteri; Batrachoidiformes; Batrachoididae. Gene Ontology annotation, molecular function: protein binding; superoxide-generating NADPH oxidase activator activity; phosphatidylinositol binding. Gene Ontology annotation, biological process: superoxide anion generation. The record is from RefSeq and is a predicted model, not a curated record.